Molecule: messenger RNA, 1134 nt
Organism: Spirometra erinaceieuropaei
Lineage: Eukaryota; Metazoa; Platyhelminthes; Cestoda; Diphyllobothriidea; Diphyllobothriidae
Source: the annotation of a GenBank genome assembly
AUGGGCAGUACCCUCUCGACGCGAGGUAAAGGCUACGAGGCAACAUGGCAAUACUGCGCCUCCAAUGCCCAGGAGAACAAACCAAUUAUGCACAAGUACACACCCAGCAACAGCUCUGCAGGUCAGGACUCUGUGCCACCAGACUACCCGGCGUUCGCUCCCACUCUCUACUUCGUUGAUUUGACGGCAAGCGACCUUAACUUCAGCAACAAGUCACUUACAAUCACUGAAAAUCAGGUGGAUAAGAGCACUCUCUAUCUCACCACCCCCAAGGACGGUUUGUUGAUGCUUACCUUCAGAACUGCAAAUCCUGUUUUCACCUUCCUAAAGACACAGGAGAGACCUGCGAUGAACUACCGCAAUACCAAGGCAGCUCAGGUUAACGGAAGACCGUACUUUAAACAGGCCCUGAUACCUGGGAUAGGACUGCCCAUGCGAAUAAGGAAAUGGUAUAUUGCAGGAUCCAGUCCCAUGCCAUUGAGUUACAAUCCAGAAAAACUAGAAAAAGGGAGAGAUACGAGUCUUGAUGGCGAAAUUUACAUCGACAAGGACGACCUGACUUUCAUUCUGCCCAUCCUGGGUGCUCUUGAGGUUGCUUUCCAAUUCAAGCAGGCCUCGACCGCGGGAGAGGAGCAAAAACGCACUGUUAAUCGGGCUUCGGUCCUCACUAACUUGGGUGAGGACAUCUGCCGAAUAAGUUUUGACAUAACAGAGGCGAGAUUUGCCGCUGUGAAAAUGAAGCUGUCUAGAGCUUGCCAGUCAGUAGACCGUGUUGCAUUUUUCAAAAAUAUCAGCGUUAUAAACACCGAGGUCUACGUUCCCAUCCCCAUGAGUACAUAUUCCUACUAUGACCCUACUAUUGAGCUGCGCAGGAGGAACAGAAAAAGAAGAGAUGCUGGCCUGCAGCCCACCUGGAUGGAAGAAGUGCGACUCAAGCGGGUACAGAUGUUUGAGGGCACGGACGAAGUCAAAUCGUAUGGGACUUCCAAUUCCUCACUGUUUGAGAUUGAGCGGCAAGGUUAUGUACUGAAAAUGAAAACUGGUGUUGUGCGUGGAUAUUUGGUAGAGGGUGAAGAUUUGUAUGAGGAAUUUGUUCAAGCCCACAUCUUCCCCGAUGAAGAGAGUUCAAACUAG